Messenger RNA from Ostrinia furnacalis (Asian corn borer), 1479 nucleotides. RefSeq names its product Solute carrier family 25 member 46a. NCBI's taxonomy places the organism in Eukaryota, Metazoa, Arthropoda, Insecta, Lepidoptera, Crambidae. Gene Ontology annotation, cellular component: mitochondrial outer membrane. The transcript has 7 exons. Bases 1 to 1221 code for a protein of 406 amino acids. The record is from RefSeq and is a predicted model, not a curated record. Gene Ontology annotation, biological process: mitochondrial fission; mitochondrial membrane fission.
AUGGCUGGUUUCGGAGAUUACAGUUCUUAUAACAGGCCGUACGGCUUGGAUCCCAAUAGAGAAUCAAAUGAUUUGUAUGAUACCCGCUACCAGCAAAUAUACGGGUACCAUACACCAGUGACUGAAGAAUAUCAGGGGCCUCCUUUAGUCAUGGAUGAUAUACCAGAAGAAGAUAAUAAUGCCUAUGUCACAACUGCAAUAAGUGUCGCGAGUUUAAUCACUGAGAACUUGUUAAGCCACCCAUUUAUUGUUCUACGAAGACAAUGCCAGGUCCACAACAGUCUUAGAAGUUAUCACAUAGUUCCAUACACUUUACUCCCGGUUGUGGUGAGGCUGCACCGACGGCAGGAUGUUACAACUCUGUGGAAGGGCAUUGGUUCCACUUGCAUUGUGAAAGGACUUAACUUGGCUGUGGAAGAUGUUGUUGCCAAAGGAACAGGGUGGCCCAAGGAGAUUGACAAAUGUGGUUCUGUGUUACAAUUUCUGCAGCACAUUACAUUAAAGUGUGUGAGUGUGGCAAUCAUCACACCAUUCUACUCAGCAAGCCUUGUGGAAACUGUGCAGAGUGACAUAGCAAGUGACAAGCCAGCAUUGCUGGAUGUAUUCAGGGAAGGAUUCCUGCGUAUCCUAGAAUGGGGAACACCCAGCAGAGGGAGAAUGCUGCCAAUUUGGGCUAUAGUCUUGCCCACUGCUGCACUAGGAGUUUCAAAAUAUCUGGCACAUGUUGCACUAAGAAGUAUCACAGCAAAGAUCAUUAGGUUCCAGCAAAGAAAUAAACAUGAAUUGAGUGAUUCAUACAAUAUGAAUUAUAAUAAGAAUUCUCAAAAUCCACUUAUUGAAGAUAUCAAUUUGAAGGCCAAUAUUUUCUCAUUCAUAACAAUGGAGAUCUUAUUUUAUCCAGUGGAAACAAUCAUUCAUAGAUUGCAUAUACAGGGCACAAGAACUAUAAUUGACAACCUGGACACUGGCACAUCAGUGACACCCAUCCUCACCGGCUACGAGGGCUUCAUGGACUGCUACCACACAACCAUUGCCCGAGAGGGCGUGGCAGGACUAUACAAAGGAUUUGGAGCCCUGGUUUUGCAACUGGCAGCACAUUUAGCCAUCAUAAAGUUAACAACAUUUGUUGUUUCAGAAGUCUCCAAUCUAUUAAAACCAGCUAAAUCUCCAACUAACUCAGAAGACUCUGUGCACUCCCAACAAAAAUACUUGUUCAACUAAUUUGUUGUAAGUCCUUUACUGUUAAAUCACAUUGUUGGAUUUUAAGAAUAAAAGUAUUUGAAACAAAUUUCUCAAAAUAGAUUUCAUUAAGCAUACAAGAAAUUACAUCCCCUAUAAAUAAACUCUGGAUCCUGAAUGUUUUCUAUGUAUUGAGGCUUGUUAUCAUGCUCAAAUCAAAUGUUCAUGUAUGUUAUUAUUGUAAUCUGUAGUGAAAAAAAAAAUAGUUUAGCCUGAACUCUUUUUUAUUUAUUUUUUACC